AUGAAAUUUGCAUAUUGUGUUUUGUUAUUGUCGUGCUGUAUUCCAAUUACAUCACAGUAUCUUUUACGUAGUGCUAAUCUUUUUUUGUAUUAUUUGUUUAUUAAUUUUAAGGCCUGCGAUUAUAUAACAUUAGUGAGAUGUUUCAUAAAUAUUCUGGAUGAAUGGGCUUGGACACUAUAUGAGCUCAAAGAUAAUGUUGUCACAAUCAAUGAAAAUCAAUGUGAACAUUUAAGGCAACUGGAUUUAUGCAUCAAAGAUGCUGGACCUAUCAAACAUGAUUGUGAGCAUAAUGAGAUCGUUGCUGCUUCAAAUACCGUAAGCGAUCUUCUAACACAUCGAAAAAAUUCAGGCAGCUUUUUGAAGAGCUACUAUCUCUUAACAUAUGCAUGCUCACAGGAAGGGCAAGAGAUUUUAAGAGGACAUCGAGCAUGCCUAACCGAAGAACGAAUCGGUGAAAUGACACUCAGUGCUGGUACAUACCUUUCGGAGAAAUUUUUGGUUCAUCCUGAUGAUGAGGUUUGCGAAGAAGUAAAUUCAAAAUUACAAGAGUAUAUGAGUGCAAUGAAAGGAAUAUGCCAGUCAAAAAGUGCACAAAUGAUUAUGUGCAAAAGUUUGAAAAAUAUGUUCAAAGGUUUGCAUGCAGACAAAUUGCAUGCGUGUGAUUUUGACUGUAAUAUUCCGCAAGAUGAAGAAGUAACUGAGUCAGGUUAUCUUUCAAAUAUGAACAACCAUGACGAUGCCGGCAUAGUUAACAGAGGAAAUGCUGAAAAUAAUAUAAUUGCUGAAGUGGUCAAAGAAGGAACCAGUGUAGAUGGUUCUGCACCGGAAAGUCAUUCAUUAAAUUCUUCAGCUUUUCUAACGUCAUGUUUCCUCAGUCAGUUUAUUCUACUAUUUUUUACAAUAAUAAUUUUGCGAUAA
Thelazia callipaeda (thelaziosis nematode) is the source of this 918-nucleotide messenger RNA. NCBI's taxonomy places the organism in Eukaryota, Metazoa, Nematoda, Chromadorea, Rhabditida, Thelaziidae. The record is from the annotation of a GenBank genome assembly.